CGAAGCUGAAGGUGGCGGUCGCACAUCUAAGCCCAAAAAAGAGGAAGAAGAAGAGGAAGAAAUUGUGAAGCUUGAAAGGAACGGGUAAAAUGUGUAAAGUGCAAAGUGUGGGAGUGCUGGUGAAGCAGCAGCUGACUGCGGCUGCAGAAGAGAUAUUUGGACUGUUUGAGACAACCAUAUCAGAGUAUGAAGACGAGAUCAGUCGUCUGUGCAGACUGCUGGAGGAUGAUGCAGAUAUCCAGCGGGUGUUGGUGGGUAAAGAAGAGGUUCCCUCUGAGCAGCAGCAGCACCCAGAGCCCCGACACAUUAAAGAGGAGCAGGAGGAGGUGUGGAGCAGCCAGGAGGGCGAGCAGCUUCAAGGACUGAAAGUAGAGGAUGAUACCACUGAGUUUGCAGUCACUGCUGUGCCUGUGAAGGGUGGACCAAAGUUUCAGUUACCUACACUGAAGUUAAAGCAGACGCAGGCAGCUGCUGGACUGCUGGUGAAGCAGCGUCUUACUGCAGCCGUUGAACAGAUAGUUGAGCUGUUUGAAAGGACAUUAACAGAGUACGAGAGGAAACUUUCUCAGUCAAAUGAAGAGAUCGGCCAACAACGUAAACUACUGGACGCUGUGUUAAAGCCUGAAGUGCGGUUAUACAGAGCAGACGUCCAGCAGGUGUUGGUGUGUAAAGAAGAGGUUCCCUCCGAUCAGCAGCACCCAGAGCCCCGACACAUUAAAGAGGAACAGGAGGAGGUGUGGAGCAGCCAGGAGGGCGAGCAGCUUCAGGGACUGGAGGAAGACGAUAUCAUCAAGUUCCCGUUCGCUGCUGUGAAGAGUGAAGAUGAUGAGGAGAAAGCUCAGACCUCACAGCUUCAUCAAAUUCAAACCGAUGAACAGAUGGUAACAGCGGCUGAUGGAGACGACUGCGGAGGAUCAGAACCAGCCAGGAACUCAGAUCCAGCGAGUGAUGACAACAACUCCGUCUCCUCGGGGGCUGAGACGGAGGACAGUGACGAUGUUUGGAGGGAGUCCAGUGAACCUCAGUCGCAUUUAGAUGCUUUGAAAAAAGCCAAUUCUCAAAGUGUGAAAAAUUUCAUUUGUGUUGUUUGUGGUAAAAUACUUUGUUCCAAGAGGAGUAUUUACAGUCACAUGACCGUGCACGUGGAGCAUGAGUCCUUCAUUUGUCCGAUAUGUGGGAAAACGUUCACUCAUCAGCGAACAUUACUUUCACACAUGAAAAUUCACGUGGAUGGAAAACCCUUCAGCUGCUCAGUGUGUAAAAAAGGAUUUAACCAGCGUCGAUCAUUGAUCGAACACAUAAGAACCCACACAGGAGAGAAACCCUACAGCUGCUCCGUGUGUAACAAAAGCUUUCACAGGAGAGGAGUGUGGAUCGUCCACACCAGGAGUCACGCAGAGGAGAAACCCUUCAGCUGCUCGCUGUGCGGGAAAAAGUUUGGCCAUCAAGCACAUCUGAGAAGACACGAGAAACGCCACUCAGCAGAGAAACCCUUCAGUUGUACAAUCUGCGGGAGAUGUUUCAAUGACAAAGGACAUCUUAAAAGACACACGAGGCUGCACACGGGAGAGAAGACAUUUGGUUGUGAUGUUUGUGGGAGAAAGUUCUUCCAACAGAACCAUUUAAAAACCCAUAAAUGUGUCGUCUUUCCCACCGAUCCUUAAACGUUGGGUUUAUUUCUGAGACCACCUUUGCACUCCUAUAGUUUUUAUGCCACGACCAGAGGCGUUAUUUUGGGUUCUCCGUCCAUUUGUCCAUCCUAUUCUUAUGAAUGCAUUAUCUCAAGAACGCCUUGAGGGAUUUUUUCAAAUGUGGCACAAACGUCCACCGGGACUCAAACAUGAAUUGCUUUGAUUUUGGUGGUCAGAGGUCAAAGUCACUGUGACCUUGCGACCAUCUCAUUAUUGUG
Plectropomus leopardus (leopard coralgrouper) is the source of this 1909-nucleotide messenger RNA. RefSeq lists its product as uncharacterized. Gene Ontology annotation, biological process: regulation of transcription by RNA polymerase II. NCBI's taxonomy places the organism in Eukaryota, Metazoa, Chordata, Actinopteri, Perciformes, Serranidae. The record is from RefSeq and is a predicted model, not a curated record. Gene Ontology annotation, molecular function: RNA polymerase II cis-regulatory region sequence-specific DNA binding; DNA-binding transcription factor activity, RNA polymerase II-specific.